Messenger RNA from Pogona vitticeps (central bearded dragon), 1277 nucleotides. RefSeq names its product ATPase H+ transporting V0 subunit b (gene ATP6V0B). Gene Ontology annotation, biological process: proton transmembrane transport. Lineage: Eukaryota; Metazoa; Chordata; Lepidosauria; Squamata; Agamidae. Gene Ontology annotation, cellular component: proton-transporting V-type ATPase, V0 domain. The record is from RefSeq and is a predicted model, not a curated record. Gene Ontology annotation, molecular function: proton-transporting ATPase activity, rotational mechanism.
GGAGAAGGGUCGUUCUUCGGAGUGUCAGGUGGUUUCCUGGUUCGGCUGCAGUCCGUGUUGGGGGACUCGUCGCCGCCAUGUCCGGGCUCGCGCUGCUGUAUUCGGGGUUGGGGCUCAGCGCGGCCGCCGCCCUCACGGGCAUCGGGAUCUGCUACACAAUAUUUGGCCUGGGCUUCCGUUUCGAUGUGGCAUGGUUCCUGACGGAGACCUCACCAUUCAUGUGGUCCAACCUGGGAAUUGGCCUGGCCAUCUCACUGUCGGUGGUGGGUGCUGCCUGGGGCAUUUACAUCACUGGAUCCAGCAUAAUUGGUGGUGGUGUCAAAGCGCCGAGGAUCAAAACCAAAAAUCUGGUCAGUAUCAUCUUUUGUGAAGCUGUGGCCAUCUACGGGAUUAUCAUGGCUAUUGUGAUCACCAACAUGGCUGAGCAAUUUACUGGCAGAACCCCUGAGGAAAUUGGUCACCGGAACUAUUUUGCAGGUUAUUCCAUGUUUGGUGCAGGCUUAACUGUAGGCCUUUCCAACCUCUUCUGUGGUGUAUGUGUGGGAAUUGUGGGGAGUGGUGCAGCGUUGGCAGAUGCCCAGAAUGCCAGCCUGUUUGUCAAGAUCCUCAUCGUGGAAAUCUUUGGCAGUGCCAUUGGACUCUUUGGAGUGAUCGUGGCGAUCUUGCAGACAUCUAAAGUGAAAAUGGGUGACUAAGCUCUUUGUGACCGAUCUGUUGGUCAGCUACAGAUUCUGUACAUAUUUAUUUAAUGUCUUCUGUUGGCUGGGGGCGGAGCUUGGUGUAUAAAGUUAUUCCUGUGAUCUUCGCCUCCUGAGCCAUGGAAGAACCUGACCAAUUGAUGUGUAUGUGUGAGAAUCUAUCCUUCUCUUCCCCCAUCUUUUUCCUGCUCUCCGUCCUCUGAAGAAAGGGGCUGGGUGCCUGGGUGGAAGGAGCCUAGAGUGUUCCAGCCCUUGCGCUCCCUGUGGCAGUCACUGCCAGCUGCAACUCAAUGUCCUGUGAAAGAAACUCGUUCAUGUCUCAAGUAGCUGCCCUUCUUUGUGUGCCCCUUGCUACUGUGCUCCUCUUGCUACCCCAGCUCCUGGUGGCUCUGACAGCCCAUUUUGUCCUGAAUUACGGUGGCACUGGCUGAAAUCUUGGCACUGAAGGCUCUGGGAGGUGCCCUCCUAGACACAAGUGUGCCAUGCCAAACAGCACAUAGGAGUUCAAAGGUGUACUUUUUGGAAUUCUCUGAAGCAUCACAAAUUAUUGGUUAUUAAAACUGAUGAUAAUGAAAGUAU